AUGACCGACCCCCAAACCCCCGACACGGACAUGCAAGCCCGCCGCUCCGCAGACUACGAGCGCUUCAAGAACUACGCAGCGCUCACCUUCCUCGUGGCAUCGCCUGUGCUGAUCGCCCUCCCCCCGCGCAAACUAGACCACCUUACCGUCCUCCUCACGUCCGCUUUCUGCGUCUCCGCGAACCAUCUCACGCGCGAGCGCACGGGCCGAAGCAUCGUCGAACGCAUCGAGGCGCGCAUCUCCUCUACGUCGAAAGCCAUGCCCAUUCCGGCUGAUUUGCCGAGUGAGAAGGCGCGGGAGAUUCAGGCGCGGUUGCGGGCUGCGCGGGAUGCGCAGAUUAAGGAGGGGGGGUUGGUUGGGGAGGAGUUGGAGAGGUUGAGGGCAAGGCAGAGGCAGGAGAAGGGGGUGUUGGAACAGGUGUGGAUGGGUGGGGAGGAGGCGGGGUGGAAGGAGAGGAGGCUGAGGGAGGAGCAGCAGGCGUUGGAGGAGGGGAAGGGGUAUGGGGAUUUGAUUAAGGGGCAUAUUUGGGAUGUUUGGACUUGGGGGGAGAAGGAUGGUGAGGGGAGCGGGCAGGGGAAGGAGGAUGAGAGUGGGAAGGGACGUUGA
This is a messenger RNA of Aspergillus melleus, 606 nucleotides long. RefSeq lists its product as uncharacterized. The record is from RefSeq and is a predicted model, not a curated record. The transcript has a single exon. Bases 1 to 606 code for a protein of 201 amino acids. NCBI's taxonomy places the organism in Eukaryota, Fungi, Ascomycota, Eurotiomycetes, Eurotiales, Aspergillaceae.